Molecule: messenger RNA, 2080 nt
Organism: Miniopterus natalensis
Lineage: Eukaryota; Metazoa; Chordata; Mammalia; Chiroptera; Miniopteridae
Gene: B4GALT1
Product: beta-1,4-galactosyltransferase 1
Biological process (GO): carbohydrate metabolic process; protein N-linked glycosylation
Cellular component (GO): Golgi apparatus
Molecular function (GO): beta-N-acetylglucosaminylglycopeptide beta-1,4-galactosyltransferase activity; cytoskeletal protein binding
Source: RefSeq, a predicted model, not a curated record
GUUGUAGCCCACCCGCCUCUUAAAGCGGCGGCGGGAAGAUGAGGUUCCGGGAGCCGCUCCUGGGCGGCAGCGCCGCGAUGCCGGGCGCGUCCCUGCAGCGGGCCUGCCGCCUGCUCGUGGCCGUCUGCGCGCUGCACCUUGGCGUCACCCUCGUCUACUAUCUGACGGGCCGCGACCUGAGCCGCCUGCCCUACCUGGUCGGAGUCUCCACGCCGCUGCAAGCUGGCUCGAACGGCGCCGCUGCCAUCGGGCAGCCCUCCAGGGAGCUCCGGCCGCCGCCGCCUUUGGACGCCUCCUCCGAGCCGCGUCGAGGUCGCGAUUCCAGCCCGGACGCGGACCCUCGUCCCGGCCUCUCAGGCAACUUGACUUCGGCCCCCGUGUCCCCCACCACAGCACUGUCGCUGCCCGCCUGCCCUGAGGAGUCGCCGCUGCUCGUUGGCCCCAUGCAGAUCGAGUUUAAAGUGCCUGUGGACCUGAUACUUCUGGAGAAACAGAACCCUGAGGUGAAGAUGGGUGGUCGCUACGCCCCCAAGGACUGCAUCUCUCCUCACAAGGUGGCCAUUAUCAUUCCGUUUCGCAACCGUCACGAGCACCUUAAGUAUUGGCUGUAUUACUUGCACCCAAUCCUGCAACGUCAGCAGUUGGACUAUGGCAUCUAUGUUAUCAAUCAGGCUGGAGACUCCACAUUCAAUCGCGCUAAGCUCCUCAAUGUUGGUUUUCAAGAGGCCUUGAAGGACUAUGACUACAACUGCUUCGUGUUUAGUGACGUGGACCUCAUUCCAAUGGAUGACCGGAACGCCUACAGGUGUUUUCCCCAGCCACGGCACAUUUCUGUGGCAAUGGAUAAGUUUGGAUUUAGCUUACCUUAUGUUCAGUUUUUUGGAGGUGUGUCAGCUCUAAGUAAACAGCAGUUUCUCACCAUCAAUGGAUUUCCUAAUAAUUAUUGGGGCUGGGGAGGUGAAGAUGACGACAUUUUUAACAGAAUAGUUUUUAAAGGUAUGUCUAUAUCUCGCCCAAAUGCUGUGAUUGGAAAGUGUCGGAUGAUUCGCCACUCAAGAGACAGAAAAAAUGAACCCAAUCCUCAGAGGUUUGACCGAAUUGCACACACGAAAGAGACAAUGUUGUCUGAUGGUUUGAACACAUUGACCUACAAGGUGUUGUACAUGGAGAGAUACCAGUUAUAUACCAAAAUCACAGUGGACAUCGGGACACCGAGCUAGCAUUUUGCUACACUGAUAAGAGACCUAAAAAUGGCCAGGGACCUCUGCUGGGUCUCUGCCAACAUGCUGGGCUGGUCCCUUUCAUUCUUACCAAUCAGAGUGAUAGACCCCUUGGCUGUCAUUCACAUGCCUUUCCAGAUGACCAGAACCAGUGGGAGAUUUUGCCCCCACCUUGACUCAGCAUGUGACUUCUUAGCUCUAUGAGGUGUUUCUAAGUGUAGAAACUGUCAGCCUUUGGGGGUUCUCAGCAUGUUCACAGUAUCACCCCAAAGAAUCAGAGCUGUAUACAGCUCCAAAUUUGGUGACUAUGGGACUCGUUCCCGGGGUAAACUAAUUUGUUGUGAAAUAGGUAAGAAUUUUGCUUUAAAUUGUGUAUUCUUAUUACUUUAUGAAAAAUUGGAGUGCUGCUGAAAUUGGAUUGGUGUGAUAUUUUUUGGUUGUCAUUUGUAACAGAAAAGCAGUUUCAACCAUUCUCAUUUUGUCUCUCCCCCACCUUCUUGUAGUGCUAUACAACUGUUCCAAUCACUGUGUGUAUGUCUUUUCUUAGCAGAAGAGUUUUAAAACUUGAGCCUCAAACCUUUUUGCCCUGCUAAUGUGUGAAUUCCAAGGCAACUUUAGCCAUCAGAGCAAAAGCCUUGGGUGUUCUCACAUUCAGUGGCCUUUCUCCAGAUUGCCUGAUUUCUGAAUGUAAAACUUUUUAAAAAUAGCAGAUUGAGGUUUGUAGUAUUUUAAAGAUCAAAUUGAAUUCUGAUUACUGAUCUAGCUUGAUUUUGUGUUGAUCCAGAUUUGCAUAGCUGUUUAGUGUUAAAACAUGGCAACUUAUUUUUCUGACUAUGCUCUGUAAACUUGAAUUUCCUAUA